CGUCACAGUUUACAAUUCGACACGUGAGGAAAAGCAUGAUCGUAGAAGCCAACCUAAACACGUUACAAAUUUCAUGGCCGACGGUUGAUUGAAAUUUUAUAUCCGUCCAACUUUCUAUUUAUUAGUGGAAAUGGUUGAUUAAGGAAGAUGGAGACUUGCAUGGAAGAGCCGAAGAGGAUAAAAUUGGAAGUAAAUGACAGACCAUUGAACUUUGCCAUUAAUCCUGAUGACUUUGACUUGCAAUGCGUGAAAAAGCCAAAAGUUCCACGGGAUCCAAUGUCCCAUCGAAUCAUCGAAAAGCGUCGUCGAGACCGAAUGAACAACUGUUUAGCUGAACUUAGUCGAUUGAUACCUGCAAAUUAUUUAAAGCAGGGUCAGGGAAGAAUAGAAAAGACUGAGAUUAUAGAAAUGGCCUCCAAGCACAUCCGUCACCUACAGAAUCUGAACAAUUUCCAUGGUGGACACAUGGAGAACUUCCAGGUAGACGGGGCUGGGCGGCAGUGCUGUGAGGACAAAUUUUACAUGGGCUUUAAGGAGUGUCAGGAUGAGGUGAUGCGGUACUACGUCGAGUUUGAGGGGAGGGACAUCAAAGACCCGGUCUGUGUCAACAUCGGCAAGCACCUGGAACAGACCAGUCAAAAGUUCCUACGUAAUGAUCACACUCGACCAAGAAAAUCUGAGGACAUGACGAUGGAGGACACAAACAGCAGUUUGGGUGUUGGAGGGGCGGUGAUACAAGAGACGCCUGUGGCGCCCCCUAGAUCCUCGCAUCAGGAGGUGACCACUCCCACUACCCAGGAUCGGUUCCUGAGAACGCUUCUUCUACCGAAAGAACCGUCCUCGAGUUCUUUUAGUGGAUCCGUCAGUGGGUCCAUCAGUGGAUCUGUCAGCUCUUUUGGUGGGUCCAGUUCAUCUGAGUUCUACUUGUAUCCAAAGUCAAUGAGGAAUCCGGACGGACAUCAGAUGUCCGGGCGGGAGGAGACGGAGGGUUGUAGCUCGGUCAGUAGUCAUUCCACUGAGAAGCUGAAUCAGUCCACGGAUUCUGAUAGGGACAGUUGUAAUGGAACGAGUUCAAAGGAAAAUCACGCAUACAAACUCAAGCACAACAUCAUGAAGCGGUUUUCACAGGAGGAGAAACGAGAGCUUCACUUAUCGGUGCCCUCUAGCGACACAUCCUCUAGCAGCUCAAGAGAAGAAGAGAAGGAGAAAGUGAAGAGGAAGUACCCUCGCCAUAAAGUACGCCCCCACAGCAGUGAAACUAGUUCCAUUCACAGUAGUUCAUCUGCCAGUGAAAUACACGUAACUAGUAACAUUCCGUUGCCAGCGUUCGUGUUGAACCCCGACGGCACACACUAUCUCCCCAUCUGCAUACAUCCCUCAUUUCUGGACAAUAUUUUCCCUAAGAAAGAAGUGGGAAAGAACUCUAUAUAUCAUCCCAUCAGCAUCCCGGUCAAUUUUGAAGGACCAUACAUUGCCAUGCCACAUUCCCCUCUGAGCCAGCCCUGUGGGUCGAUGGAAGGGAGUGUGGGUAAAGACGUCAUGCCUGGGAUUCCAGAGAUGAACCUCUAGGGCCAGUGUGACCUAGAUAUUGUGAUGUGUGUAUGUGGUAUCCAUUGUUGUACAGAGUUCCUCCCAUCGUUGAUCGUUUGUUGUUAUCACAGUGCUUUUAUCUACACAAUGUACAAAAAACAUGUUAUUUUUUCUUAUUCUUAUUUAUUUAUGUUUUAUCUGAUAAAGUUAUUUGUUUAAAGAAAGUUAUUUCUCUUCUUAGUGCACCUGAGCAAAAGCCUUUCUGAUCAAAAUUAGUUUGUUCGGACUUUGUUGCAUGUUUUCUGUGAUCAAAUGUAAUAUUUUUUUUUCUGGAACUAGUGUUCAAAUUUGAUCUGUUCUUGACACAAAAAAAUCUUGACACAAAAACAAUCUAAUUUGCUGUUAAGUGUGUUAUUUACAGGAAAGCCUUGUUAUAUUGAUAUGAUUUAAAUUUAUUCAAACUGGGAUGCCUAGGAGUGGUACAAAAUACAGUAUAUAGAGAGGGAAAACUUUAAAUUUAAGAAUAACAGUGAAUUACUGUGUCAUCUUUUAUAUUCUGAAGAGUCAAGCUUUAAAUUCAUUGACAACGUGACUUCUGCUCAGAUACCAAAUAAUUAAACCCCAAAAGCAUCUUAGAUAGUUUUGAUUCAAGUUUUAUCAAACUAGGAGGGAUACAAAAUCAAUACAUAGAAAAAAAACGUAGAUGCCGAAGAGGAACAAUAAAAUAUAUUUUGAUAUUGCUGUUCUAGCUUCUUAAUAAGCAAAAGAGUCAGAUUUCUGUUUCAUUGAUGACAUGACACCCCCCCCCCCCCCCCCCCCCCCCAAUACCAAAUAAUGGAACCCCAAUAGGGUGAAAGAAUUCAACAUUGGAAGAAUAAAAAAGAUGAUCACAAUGUUCUAAUGGAAAAUGACAUUAGUAUGGGUGCAAAGUUCAAUAGAAUAAUAUUUACAAAUCCCUAAAAAAAUUCCCUUUUAACUACAGUGUAGUGAUUUAUAAUAUAACAAUGCAGGCUUACUGACUUAAUGCAGAGAAAUGUUAGUUUGUCAAGACUGAGAUCACUGGACAGAUGAUGAGGUGAUAUGUGGAUUGCACUUUAAGAAUAUCAAGGGCAGUAUCUUGAAAACUGUUAUUUUGAAAAGAAUAAUGGUAAAAAUUAUUGAUACAUAUCAAUACUUUUAUACAUGUACAAAAUAACCAUUCAAAUAAUAUAAAUUGUGUUAUACUAUAUCAAUCAUGGGAUCACAAUAUUAGUUUAAUGCAAAAAAUGCUGACAUUUAGAUCAUGUGAGUUGUGUGGCCCAUGGGCCUUUAGUUGUUGAGCUAAACUACAAAAUAUCCAUCAGUGUUGAUGAUUUAAUGUUCCCAGUAUUUAUGUUUAAGUGUUAUAUACUAUUUUGUGUGCAGAGUUUGAUAAGUAAUCAGACUUGAGAAGACGGGAAGUAGAAACUAGCAUUGUGAAUUGCCAAUUACAAAAGACUUGUCCAUUAGUAUUUAUUUUCAUUCAGGUAGCCUGUAACAGGAGUCCUCUAUUCUAUUUUAUUGUUAUUAGUAAGAGGUCUGGUUGACUGUGACCAUUUUUAGACCACUAUUUUAUUAAUCUCCUUUAAAAGAAGAUCUUUUUAUAACGAAAUGGAAAAAUCUUUAAAAUUGAAAGCUGAAUUGUUAAGAAUCUUUUCUUUACUAUUAAAUCAUAUAGCUUAUGGCCAAAAAAAUCAUGUCUAAAAUUGUAAGGAAGAUUAGAUGUUGUUUUUGCAAUGUUGAACACCCAGUCUCUUGUUUUACUGUAGUAUAUAAUUGGGUUUUUGUGUUCAAAAUUAUAACAUAAUUGCCAUGCUGAGCUGAAUUUAAUAAGUAGGAGAGAAAAAGAUUAUUUGAAAAUUUACAGAAAAAUCAAUAGGGAGGUUUAAAGCCACCAGCUGUGGUGUUGCUAUGAAACAAAAGUAAUUAACUAUUGCUUUUCUUAUUUGAACAUUAUGAAACAUCUACACACAUUUGAUUUAGAGCUAGAAUUAAUAUUUGACCUUUUCUAGGACCAGGCUAUAUAUCAGUUUUCUAGUAGUGUUAUAUAUUUGUAAAGAUAACAAACGAUACCUUUUAUUUCUAUUGCAUACAGGUGAAAACAAAAUACUGAAAAUUGGUGAGAAAUAUUCAUUUUUUUUAAAAAUUGGAUUAUGUAGAAUCUAAAGUUAAGCCAUUCUCUGUUGUAUAUACUGGUGUUCUUGGAUGUAGUUUUGAUUCAAAGUCGUUAAAUAAUGCUUUAUACAGAAUGAUAGCUACAAAAAGUUUUUGAAUAUCUUUCUAAUUUUAUUUUUCCCACGUGCUGUACCACACAUUUUCAUGAUCAUCUAAAAUUUUGACCAACAAAAUACUGUCUUAAAUAUGGAUCACCAAAAUUAUUAUUAAUAUUUAAUAUGCCGGUACCUAGGCAUAUGGGGUGACCUUGAUUAAAUAAAAUUUAAUUUCUUUAUAUCUUUAAUGACAAAACAUAUGUUAUUGUUUAAAAAUGUAUAAACUGUCCCAAGAUUUGUUUUGCUCGUAUCACAUUGGUAGAAAUUAUUUUUUUUUAAUGAUAAGAAUUAUGCUUUUUAACUACAUCAAAAAUCAGGAAAAAACCCAAUUAUAUAAACAGAACAAAAUGACAUUAAUUUGCCCAAAAUUUAAACAAAACUAUGUUUUGCACUUGCGUCAUAUUAUGAUAUAGGAAAGUUUGGUUAAACUUGGCUACGUCACAAUAUGGCGGUUUAAAUAAAUUUGUUUAGCCAAUUAAAUGAUGCUUAAAGAAGAGUGAUAGCUAAAUAGAGUUAGUGAAUAUUUUUCUAGUGUUAUUUUCUCAUUGUUUCACACAUAUUUCAAAGAUCAUAUUUAAUGUUUAUCAGCAAUUGUUUUGCUAUGGUAUAAAAUGAAGUUAAUCAGUUGGAGUUUGAUCCCGUACACAAAACCAAAAAACUAACGAAAAAUAUAUAUAAUUUAUAGUAAUGUCCACUGUUAUUCAACAGAUUGGAUCUAAAAGCUUAGAAUGGCAAUAGGACAUUGAAGUAGUGAUUUCUUGUACUAUUAUACAUGUCGUAUUUAGCUCUCUUUAAUAAGCAAAGAAAGAAAGGACUGCUUAGCAAUUCUUUUACAGACUGUAAACAGUUGUUUGCAUUUUCUUAUAGUACACCCUAUUAUUAUUGUCAACUUAGAUUUUUUUUCGCUACAUCGAAUAGUAAGGAGAAAUCAUACCGUGAAAAAAAAACCAAGACAAUUUACUUCAGAUAUUGUGAUGACAGAACAAUGAAGAUUUUUGAGAGAUUUUAUAGAUUACAUUGAUUUUAUCUUGAGCUUUAUUUGUAUAUUAGUUUUGUUGAUGUUUAUCACACUGUUGUAUUUUGUCUGACAAUGCAUCAUUUUUUUUGUCCAUCAUUCAACAACAUUAAGGUGGAAUGGGACAAUUGAUAUCAAUGUAGAUAAAAGUACAAUAUGAUAUAAUCAAAAUUUUUUACCGGUUUAAAAUUAUUUAAUUAUACAAUAUUUGACCAAAAUUCAGUUUAAAAGGACUAUGUGCAGUAUGGUCAAAUAUCUGCCCCCGAUUUCAACCAAUUUUUAAAUAGUAUUGUAUAAAAAUAAAAUCUUCACAAAUCAUUGUAUGGAGGAUGUUUAUAACUGUUAUCUUGAUUUUAGUCAUCAUUGCUCAUUCACUAUUUAUCUAUGACGUCACCAAAAUGACAUAUUUCCCGCAAAUUUGCAAACAAAUGAAAAUAUUCUCAUUUUUGCUCUAUAUUUUGCAUGCGAAAGUAUAGAGCGCAGGUCUGCUCAAGUGCGAUUUUAACAUAUUUUUUUCUUCAGAUAGUUAUUCACAUUAUACUAAAAAUGGUACUUGAGCAAGCCUGCGCUCGAUGUUUCCCAGUCGAAAAACCAUCGGAAAACACCCCAUAUUUUGCUAAAAAACAUCAAUUUAUCAAAAUAAUGCAAUCUUCAUGACGUCAUUUCUACUUUAUGACGUCACUGUGGUGAUAACCUUUUACACCUUUAUUUCCAAUAUGAUUUUAACUAUCUUUCACCUUAUUUUUAAAGCUCUCUCUAAAACUUUGAUUUUGGGGGCAAAAAAUGCAUAAAACCGCACUUAGUCCUUUUGGGAAAGAUAACAAUUAUAAAGCCCAAGUGAGAUUUGAACUUACAGAUCCGUUAACACUUUAAUCCAUUGCGAUUCAACGCAAGGUAUAUAUUUUUUGGGAAAGAAAAAAUCAUAAAGUAAUGUUUAUAUAGAUAAGAACUCUUUCAUAAUAUCGAAGUGUCCCAUAUCAACUUAAUCAGGUGUAUUUGUACAUGGUAAGCAAAGUAAGUUUGUUAGUUACAAUCCGAUUGAAUACUUUGAGGACGUCAUUGUGGUAGUGUCAUAUAUAUAUUUAUAUAAAUAUAGUCACUGUACCUACAUACUAUUCACAAUCAGGGUCGUCACAUACUUUCUUUAGAAAUAAGGACACCAUAUUGAUGAUGUUGAUCAUUGUUUACAAGUGCAAUGAUAUACUUGUUGCUGUUUUGAGAAAUAAAUGUUAUGAUAUAU
Messenger RNA from Magallana angulata, 6073 nucleotides. RefSeq names its product class E basic helix-loop-helix protein 40-like. Gene Ontology annotation, biological process: anterior/posterior pattern specification; regulation of transcription by RNA polymerase II; regulation of circadian rhythm. Lineage: Eukaryota; Metazoa; Mollusca; Bivalvia; Ostreida; Ostreidae. Gene Ontology annotation, cellular component: nucleus. The transcript is spliced from 6 exons. Bases 148 to 1569 code for a protein of 473 amino acids. The record is from RefSeq and is a predicted model, not a curated record. Gene Ontology annotation, molecular function: RNA polymerase II cis-regulatory region sequence-specific DNA binding; protein dimerization activity; DNA-binding transcription factor activity, RNA polymerase II-specific.